Parathielavia appendiculata is the source of this 1185-nucleotide messenger RNA. Its product is annotated as Clavaminate synthase-like protein. The transcript is spliced from 3 exons. The record is from RefSeq and is a predicted model, not a curated record. The coding region runs from base 1 to 1185 and encodes 394 amino acids. NCBI's taxonomy places the organism in Eukaryota, Fungi, Ascomycota, Sordariomycetes, Sordariales, Chaetomiaceae.
AUGUCGUUCACUUCAAUUCCCGUCUUGGAUCUGGCGCUGGCUCAGGAUCCGGCCACGAAGCCCCGCUUCCUCUCCGAGCUGCGACACGCGUUGAUGGAGGUCGGGUUCCUUUACCUGAAGAAUGUGGGCAUCUCAGACGAGUUCUUCAAGCUGGUGAUCGAGGAGGGCAAGAAAUUCUUCGACAUCCCGGAAGAGGAAAAACUCAAAAUCGAAAUGAAGAAUGCGCCCUCCUUCCUGGGCUACUCCCGUCUCUCAGCAGAGGUCACAGCCGGCGCAAUUGAUCACCGAGAGCAGAUCGACCUCUCAACGGAGCAUCCUCUCCCGGGUCCGGACGCUCCACGGUUCUACAACCUGCUGGCGCCAAACCAGUGGCCAUCGCCGGCGGUGCUGCCCAACUUCAGACACGUCUUCACCGAGUACAUGAAGCGCAUGGGCGAGAUCUCAAUCUACUUUACCAGCCUGAUCGCCGAAGCCAUCGAGCUGCCGAGCGACGCUUUCAACAAGUACUUUGACGCGGACCAGCAGCACAAGCUCAAGAUAGUCAAGUAUCCCGACGUCGGCGAACUAGGUGCCGCCGGCAAGGGCGGGAAUCAGGGUGUUGGGCCGCACAAGGAUAGCAUGCUAUCCUCGUACCUCCUGCAAGCCUCGCACCACCGCGGGCUCCAGGUCCAAAACGUGCGCGGCGACUGGAUCGACUGCCCGCCGAUCGAGGGAACGCUGAUAGUAGCAAUCGGCCAGGGUCUCGAGGCGCUCACGCAGGGCGUGUGCGUCAGCACGACGCACCGCGUACUCUCGCCGCCGGCGGGACAGGGCGCCCGUUUUUCAAUCCCUUUCUUCCAGGGUGUCAGUGGCGGUGCAGACUUUGACGAUCUCGAGAACGUCGGCGUCGGCAAGGUGCCCGAGCACGUGAGGGAACAGAGGCGGCGGGUGCUGGAGAGGAACGGGGGCCGGUUGGACGACGUCGAGUUUACGUUCCGCAAGGGGGGCGUGGCCAGGACGCUGGGUGAGGCGACACUCAGGAAUCGCGUCAAGAGCCAUCCUGAUGUGGGCGAGAGGUGGUAUCCGGAUAUUCUGGCCAGCGUUAGGGAGGAGCAGGCCAAGCUGAGGGAGAGGCAGGGAGGGGCUGCCGGACAUAGGGGCGUAGAAGACCCUACUGUGAGUGCUCAGUUGGUGGAUGCGCACUAG